CUCUCCGUCGCUCCAUUCACAAAUUCAUCUACGUGCACCGUCAGAGAGAGAGAGCGAGAGAGAGAGCUUCAUUCAUUAAAGAAAGAACAAGUUCAUUCAUAAAUGCUGCACUUAGAAAGUCGAGAGGGGAGGAAAGUUGACGAGGAAAGGGCCUCAGAGGGAUACCUUGAAGCCUCGUGACUUAAAGAUAGUCCAUGGCUAGAGUGAAGCUGAGCAGACAGGAUAUCACAUGCAGACUGUGAUAUCGUGUUCCAUCAUCAAAAUUGACAAUCAGCACACCAGAACUCCCACCAGGCAUGCUGAAGCGCACAAAAUACAGUCGUCUACACGACUCAAGAACCUCCCUGGAAGACUGGUCCCUUCGACUGGAGCUGGAUCCGCCUGUACACAACGCACCAUCCCCCCUGAGGGACUUCAUCCCCAACAUCGCAGCCCUAAGUCAUGUCUCCCAGCAGGGCUUGAGCCCUGAUAGACCUGCAAACAGGAGUGACUCUGGACUGGAUCUUAACAUGGGCCAUCCCACAAAAAGACCAAUGACCUUCCAUCGCGUUUGCAGCUUUCCCGGGACUUCAAGCUCUCUGUCUACCUGUGCUCUACACAAACAGUGCUGCUCGGUGGUCCACAGAGUCGUCCACCAUCACAUAAAGUACAUAGGCAGUGUGGAGGUGACCCAGUCCAUGAGAACCCUCGACUUUGAUACAAGGAAGCAAGUAACACGAGAGGCCAUCAACAGACUGUGUAAAAGGUUGUCGGCCAAGACCACAGUGAAAACUAAGAGUCCUGAACACAAACAGCUGUCUUUUGUUCUGGGUCGAAGCAACCUGCAGUUUUCAGGCAGGAAGGUCAUCCUCACCGUCUCCACAAACACGCUCACGCUCGUCACCGCCUCCUCCCAGAGAAUAGCCCAACACUCCAUCCAGGCAAUUUCAUUUGCAUCGGGGGGCGACCCAGACAUGGAAGACUACAUUGCGUAUGUUGCCAAAGAUUUUGACAAUCAAAGAGCUUGUCACAUCCUGGAGUGUCCUCAAGGUCGAGCAGCAGAGGUCAUCAGCAGCAUCGGUCGGGCCUUUGAGUCUCGGUUCCGACAGCUUCUCAGUCACACGCCAUCGCUCAUCUCUGCUGAUCCCAGACCAGCGGGGAGAAUCCACAACAAAUGGAUCCCAGAGGAAACUGUUAUUGAAGCAAAUGACCAAUAUGAUGACCCAGAUGAUGAUAGUGACGCAGUCAGAGGCCAUCAUCACUACGACAACGUGAUUCCAGGGAAGGCACUACCUCCUGGCGGACUCGACAAUCUGCAGGUCACAAGGAGAGAGAAGGAACAAGAUGCUGGCAAACGCUUGGGUGGUUCCUCUCCAGCUGUCUUGCUCUAUGAGAACUGCUCCAUCACACACACAGCAGAAGUUCUACCAACAGACUCAAUGGACUCUGGGAUGAAAAAGUGUGCUCUUUCCGCUGAGACACACCUCCAGAACCUGGUCCAGGAGGAAGGUUGGUUUCAUGGCAGGAUAGGAAGAAAGCAGGCUGAGUCACUUCUAACAUGUAAUGGAGAUUUCCUGGUCCGGGAGAGCAGCUCAGUUUGUGGUCAGUAUGUCCUCAGUGGGAUGGACGGAACCACCGUGCAGCACCUCCUGCUGGUGGACCCACACGGCCAGGUUCGGACUUGUGACCGAGUCUUCCUGAACGUGAAUCACCUGGUCCGGUUCCACAUGCAGAACCAGAUGCCCAUCAUGACCGGGGACAGUGAGCUUUGUCUCAAGCAGCCAAUCCUGCGGAGACACUAACACAUAAGCACACAGGCGGUCACACGGCUUCUUUUAUUAACAUUCCCACUUUUAGCCACAUGCUGCUUGUCUGAGCUGGAAAUUUUGAGGGAAAUCAUACAAAAAGUUCAACAUUUAUAUUUACCCAAUGUGGGCUUCUCAUAGUGACACCCUCCAAAAACACAUGCAUGAAAAAAUGAUUUGCCAUGACAUACCACAUAAACAGCCGCGCGGUGGUCUAGUGGUUAGCAUGUUGGCCAACUGGAGAUCGGGAAGACCUGGGUUCGAUUCUCCCUUGGGCAUUUCUGUGUGGAGUUUGCAUGUUCUCCCUGUGCGUGCGUGGGUUUUCUCCAGAUACUCCCACAUCCAAAAACAUGGUUAGGUUAGGUUAAUUGGAGACUCUAAAUUGUCCAUAGGUAUGAAUGUGAGUGUGAAUGGUUGUUUGUCUAUAUGUGCCCUGUGAUUGGCUGGCGACAAGUCCAGGGUGUACCUCGCCUGUCGCCCGAAGUCAGCUGGGAUAGACUCCAGAAUGCCCCCGCGACCCUAAAGAGGAGAAGCGGUAUAAAAUGGAUGGAUACCACAUAAACAUAUUGUUUCAAAGCAGUUGGUAUUAACACAUAUAUGUUGUUUUACGUUUGCUAAAAUUGAACUAAAAUCACAGUUUCUUUAGAUAUUUAGCGUAUUUGGUUGCAAAUUGUACAUUGCAUAUACUGAAUAUAAUUGGCACAUUACUGUAAUAAUUGGGUUUCUACAGCAAACACUUUCCACUUGGGUACAAGGUGCCUUUCUCUGUAGUUGUCACAUCCACAAGAGGUGGAAUUUCUAAGCACAAGCUGUAAUUGUUUGUUGUUUUACCAUGCCUUUUUGUAUUUUCUUUCUGUCUAGUAUGAAUUUUCUGUCCUUAUGUAUUCAACAUAAAUAUAAUUAUGUUAAACUGCACAUUUCGGAGUGGCCUUUUAUUGGAGCCAACCUAAGGCACACCUUUGCAAUAAUCAUGCUGUCUAAUCAGCAUCUUGACAUGCCACACCUCUGAGGUGGAUGAGUUAUGAAUGCUCACUAACACAGAUUUAGACAGAAUUGUGAACAAUA
This is a messenger RNA of Dunckerocampus dactyliophorus (ringed pipefish), 2849 nucleotides long. Its product is annotated as SHC-transforming protein 3-like. The record is from RefSeq and is a predicted model, not a curated record. Gene Ontology annotation, molecular function: receptor tyrosine kinase binding. NCBI's taxonomy places the organism in Eukaryota, Metazoa, Chordata, Actinopteri, Syngnathiformes, Syngnathidae. Gene Ontology annotation, biological process: cell surface receptor protein tyrosine kinase signaling pathway; intracellular signal transduction. Gene Ontology annotation, cellular component: plasma membrane. The coding region runs from base 297 to 1781 and encodes 494 amino acids. The transcript is spliced from 14 exons.